Molecule: messenger RNA, 2900 nt
Organism: Neopsephotus bourkii (Bourke's parrot)
Lineage: Eukaryota; Metazoa; Chordata; Aves; Psittaciformes; Psittacidae
Gene: DIMT1
Product: DIM1 rRNA methyltransferase and ribosome maturation factor
Exons: 12
Coding region: 46-969 (307 amino acids)
Biological process (GO): rRNA methylation
Cellular component (GO): mitochondrial matrix
Molecular function (GO): rRNA (adenine-N6,N6-)-dimethyltransferase activity
Source: RefSeq, a predicted model, not a curated record
GGCACGUGUGAGGGGAGCGGAGUGGCGUGGGCCGGUGUUGCCGCAAUGCCCAAGGUGCGAGCGGGGAAGCGGCUGCGGAAGGAGCGCGGGGAGGGCGGUGCCUCCGGCAUUCUCUUCAACACCGGCGCCGGACAGCACAUCCUGAAGAACCCCCUCGUGGUCAACAGCAUCAUCGAGAAGGCUGCCCUACGACGUACAGAUGUCAUUCUGGAAGUGGGCCCAGGAACUGGUAACCUGACAGUAAAGAUGUUAGAGAAAGUUAAAAAAGUUAUUGCUUGUGAAAUUGACCCUAGACUUGUUGGUGAACUGCAGAAGAGAGUGCAGGGCACGAGUCUGGCAAACAAACUAGAAAUCAGGGUUGGAGAUGUCUUGAAAACAGAUUUGCCGUUCUUUGAUGCAUGCGUGGCUAAUUUGCCCUACCAGAUUUCUUCACCUUUUGUUUUCAAGUUGCUGCUUCAUAGACCUUUUUUCAGGUGUGCAAUACUUAUGUUUCAAAGGGAAUUUGCACUCCGUUUGGUUGCCAAACCAGGAACUAAACUAUACUGCAGACUCUCUAUUAAUACUCAGUUACUAGCUCGAGUGGAUCAUCUGAUGAAGGUUGGAAAGAACAAUUUCAGGCCUCCUCCCAAAGUGGAAUCCAGUGUUGUCAGAAUAGAGCCAAAGAACCCACCACCACCUGUCAACUUUCAGGAGUGGGAUGGUCUGGUAAGAAUAGCCUUUGUUAGGAAAAACAAGACACUCUCCGCAGCAUUUAAGUCAAGUGCUGUAGAGCAGUUACUGGAUCAUAAUUACCGAAUUCAUUGUUCCUUACAUAAUACAGAAAUACCUGAAAACUUCAAAAUUGCAGAGAAAAUACAGGCAGUCCUAGAAAAUACAGGUUACUCUGAAAAACGAGCCCGUUCAAUGGAUAUAGAUGAUUUUAUUAGCUUGCUACAUGGCUUCAAUGCAGAAGGCAUCCAUUUCUCAUAGAUUCUACUUGAAGAAUGGAAGAUCUUCUGUAUUUUGUCACCGCAGACUUAUCUAAACCAGAGUGGCUACAGUGUACAUGCACAUUCUGGUUCUUAAAACUUUACACGCAGUUUUAUCACAGAGAGUAGGGAAGAAGCUGAUGCUUUCUAUUUUAAGAGAGAAAUGCUUCACAGCUGAAGUGAGGUGCUGGAAUCCCAUAUGACUGUAUGUUUUAAAAUAUACCAAAUAACAUGGAUGGAUGCUGCCGUGAUUGAAGUUUGUGUUCUCUGAUCAUGGACUUGACUUUGCCUCAGUAAAUUCUUGCACAGUGCUCAACAGUACAACCCUAAGUCUAGCCUGGGCAACAAAAACAGUUGUAGUCAUUCCAUUUGUUUGGGAUUUAUAUUUUUUGUGCGUUUUUUCAAAGUAUAUUUAAACACGUUAAUUUGAAAUGCCGGCCUCUUCCGUGUGUUCUCUGGUGUGUGCCCCUAUUCCAGUUCUGUUAGCAAUCAGCUUUUCUUUGAGAAAUCCCAGUAACACUUUCUCAGGAACACGAGCAUUUAUCUUGCCAGCUCAGAAUCAGUUACAAAAACACUACAGAGGUACCUGAAAGUACCAGUGUCAUCUCCUUAUGCCGUCUUUAUUGCCCUCAAACCAUGGCAGGAACCAGCAGAAAGCUACCAAAGGGCUCGUCUCAUUAGCAUAGACAGAAAGAUUAUUUUUGCCAACUGUAAAUUCAAGCAGCUAUUUUUAUAAGAAAAAUACUUCACCCAUCAAGGGAGGGAAAGGUUUUAGCACAGAUCAAAGCUUUCAGUGAGUCUUACAGGAAUGCAUGCCUAUGUCCUGACAGAAAGACUUAGAAGUGCCUUAAUAGCGUUUGGAUUACUAUGUAUUUAUUAUUAAGGACAAGGCAAUUUUUUUAAGGAGUUUUGUAUUAACUGUAGCAGCUCUCAAAAGAAAAAUUCACUUUGGUCUGUCUUACAGGAGAAAGUAAUUUUUCAGUCGGCAGCAUCAUGCAGAGGUGAAGGCACAGCUCCAUGUAUUAGCUACCAUAAGUAAUUUUUUCAUGUGUUGUAUACUUCUUUCAGUACAACCACAGUAAGUGGAGAAGAGGCAAAUUGGCAAAAACUCUCAAAGAUGCAGUGUCAUUUUAUACACAUCCAGUGUCAAUUCUUACAAGUCAUUGAUUCAGAAGCACGUACAGAAACACGCACUUGAAUCUACAAGCAUCCCAAGAAGUUUUGAAAAACCAAAUUGCUCAUUUAUUUUUUAAUUUAAUGAUUCUAGUGCUGGUUCACUGCAUAGAGAACCAACGUAUGGGUGAGGUAAGUAGCAACAGCGAUACAUUCAGACUAAUACAGAAGGAGCAAGUGCUGGAGAUCUGUGUCACUUUGUAGGAAGCUGCUGAAAUGUUACUGCAUCUGUCAUUCCUGUCUGCUUUGGCACCUGCUGUAAUCCACAGCCUGGUUGUGGCUCUAGGCUUGCACAGAGGAGCGGUAGGGAAUCUGCUAUUUCUGAUACAGAGUGUCUUGAUCAUUAGAGGCAUUUUAGAAAGUAAGCUGCUGGAGAAGUCUUUAAAGCAGCUCUCUGGUGUUGUACGAUAACCUGUACUGUACUAUCACCUGCUACCAAAACCUGCUGCUUUCUGUUUCACUGGUUUUUCUUACAACUGUGAAGGAGGACGUUCCUAAAUGCUCAGAAAGACACAUGAUGUUUCUUUUAAGACCUGCCACAAAACUUUCAGGACAGCAUUCUGGGCAACUUCUUCAUGUAUGACAAGUCUGUACAAAGAGCUGGCUCUUGAAGUAAAUACUCAUUCUGAAAUCAGAGGCCUUCUGUUCAAAAGUAACACUGAUGCGGUUACAAAGCACAACAGAAUUUCCACAGAAGUAAACUCUCACAUGUAACUCAUUUAAUAGCUUAAUUUUAUUAAACACAUUAUGUAAAAUCUA